Messenger RNA from Helianthus annuus (common sunflower), 2397 nucleotides. RefSeq names its product leucine-rich repeat receptor protein kinase MSP1. Gene Ontology annotation, molecular function: protein binding. The transcript has a single exon. Bases 1 to 2397 code for a protein of 798 amino acids. The record is from RefSeq and is a predicted model, not a curated record. Lineage: Eukaryota; Viridiplantae; Streptophyta; Magnoliopsida; Asterales; Asteraceae.
AUGACAAGAUCAAAAUCAAGAUUGAAAGUUUUUCAUUCUCUCAUCCUACUAUUCUUCUGCUACGUGCAGUUGUGUUUUUCCGAUGACACACCAUUAUUAAUUGCUCUUAGAAACUUGCUUCUCGGAAAAAAAGGCGUUGAUUCCACCUGGUUUGGUUCAAUGAUGCCUCCAUGUAACUGGACUGGCAUAAGAUGUGAGAGUUCUUUAGUUCACCAAAUUUCGCUACCGUGUACAUCAUCAUCGCCUCUAAGUCUUCCAUUCCCCAAGAUUCUAAAAGAAUUCAGAUCUUUAAAGCAUCUUAAUCUUAGACAUUGUGGCUUUAAUGGCCCUAUAUACUCAGAUUUUUGGACUCUGGAACACUUGGAGACACUUGACCUAACUGAUAACAGGUUGUUAGGGGUGUUGCCUCUAGAAAUUUCAAAUCCGAAGAAGCUCAAAGUUCUUGUACUUAACAGCAAUAACUUUUCAGGAAAUUUACCAGCGACGAUCGGGCAGCUCAAGGACCUGAACGAAUUCUCAGUUUAUUCAAAUUCAUUUUCGGGCAGUCUUCCAUAUCAGAUUGGGAACCUGGAGAAGCUGCAGUUUCUUGAUCUCAGUCUUAAUUUAUUUUCUGGAUCUCUUCCUUCAGAAAUUGGGAAUUUGAAGAUGCUUUUGGCUCUUGAUCUCUCUAUGAACUCUUUCACGGGUGAUAUACCGGAAACAAUUGGUGCUCUUACGAAUGUCCAAGUUCUCAACCUCCAGAAUUGCAAGUUUACAGGAAACAUCCCUGCUCAGAUUACAAAGAUGACUAGCUUAAGCACAUUGAACAUAGCACAUAACUCUUUCGAUGGUGGAUUGCCUUCUAGCUUUGGUGAGCUGGCAAACCUUGCGUUCUUUCAAGCCCAUAAUGCAAGACUAAGUGGGCCAAUCCCAUCAUCAAUGGGAAACUGCAAGAAGUUGAGGAUACUAAAUCUUUCCUAUAACAAAUUAUCCGGCCCCUUACCUGAUAGUCUUGUUAAUCUUGAAUCAAUAAACUCGCUUUUUCUUACUUCAAACCACCUGUCUGGCCCGUUGCCAGAAUGGCUUUCCAACUGGAAAUGUGUAUUAUCCAUAAUGUUGUCAAUGAACCUCUUUACCGGACCUCUCCCACCACUCAACAUCCCAUCCCUGACCUCACUUGAUCUUAGUUCCAACAAGCUUUCUGGUGAAUUGCCAGCUGGAAUUUGUCAAAACAAUUCAUUAGGGAUGUUAUAUUUAUCUAGAAAUGAGCUCAAUGGUACCUUAGGCGGAAGUUUCAAGAAUUGUUCUAUUCUCAAAGAUCUGGUAUUAUCUGGAAACAACUUCUAUGGUGAAAUACCUGGUUACUUAGGAGAACUUCAAUUGGUAACAUUGGAAUUAUCAAAGAAUCAAUUCUCUGGAACAAUUCCAACUCAAUUGUGGGAGUCUAAAACCCUGUUAGCGAUCUCACUCGAUGAUAACUUGCUUCAAGGUCAUAUUCCAGAUGCAAUUGCAAAGGCUUCCACGCUUCAGAGGCUGCAUUUGGAUAAUAAUCUCUUUGAAGGACCUAUUCCAAGCUCAAUUGGUCAACUCAAAAAUUUGACCAAUUUGUCACUUCAUGGUAACAAGUUGACUGGUAACAUCCCAUUGGAGCUUUUCAGUUGCGUGAAACUGGUCUCUUUGGACCUUGGUUCAAACAAACUUACGGGCCAUAUACCAAAGUCCAUAUCGCAACUGGAAUUGCUUGACAAUCUUGUUUUGUCCAACAAUCAACUCUCGGGUCCUAUACCAAAUGAGUUAUGUUUAGGUUUUCAGAACGUUGCACUACCCGAUUCUGAAUUUUUCCAGCACUACGGCAUGCUUGAUCUUUCCAACAACAGGCUUUCCGGUCCCAUUCCAACCUCAAUCAAGAACUGCAUCAUUGUGACAGAGCUUAUACUAUCAAGGAACCAACUUGAUGGGCCCAUUCCUUAUGAAAUAUCUGGAUUAUCCAACUUAACUUCACUUGAUCUGUCUUUUAAUCGUCUUACUGGCCCAGUUCCUCCUCAGUUCUUCUCCAUGAGAAAUCUACAAGGCUUGAUAAUUUCACAUAACCAGAUAGGUGGCUCUAUCCCUAAUAAUUUUGGAUCAAUGAUGCCAAGUUUAGUUAAGCUAGACUUAUCAAACAACCGUUUCACUGGCUCUUUGCCUUCCACUAUGUUUAGCAUCAAUAAUCUAGAAUACCUGGAUGCUAGCAUGAACCAUUUUUCUGGUCAACUCAUUUUUGACCAUAUCGGCACCACCUCUCUCUUUUCCCUAAACGCCAGCAAUAACCAUUUUUCUGGUGCCCUUGAUCCCUCUAUAUCCAAACUGAUAGCCCUAACCAUUUUGGAUAUUCACAAAAACAUUCUCAAUGGUAGUUUACCUUCUCUUUCCUGUUAG